UUUCGAUCGGCAACCUCGUCGCACUGUUCCGCCGCCGUAGCCGCAGCGCAUAAUCACACUACUAAUAAUAAUAAUAUUAUCACAACAACAACAACAACAACAACAACUAUAACCGUGAUAUCGUCGUAAUAACGUCCACGUGACAACGACAGAAUCGGUACGAAACGCGUUAGUAAUAAUAAUAAAAACAUCAAACGUUUUUGUGACGUUGGAAGACCGACUGUAGUGUCGUUGACGGUACAAUCAUAAUAAUAAUAUUAUUAUCUAUUACCAUGGCCCGGUCGUGUAAUGUUGCAGUGCGUCGUGCGACGGUCGCACCGACUUCGCGGCCAUCCGACGCGUCGCAAUAACGACGACAACAACGACAACCCGACGACUCCGACGCCGACGGUCCAUUGUUACGGUUGUGCCGAGCUAUUAAAGUGACGACAGUGACACUCCAUCGCCGCCGCCGGACGACGGACAGCCGACGCGACGAGUUUUAUGCGCGCCGCUGCGAGACCACGACUCGCCGCCGCAACGCAGACGCAGCGACGCUGUCGCCGCCGACGCCGCCGUCGCAUCUUCCUCGACCCGAAACCGUUGGCUGCACGCGCGCGCCAUGUACGUGUCGCUAUGCAGGGGAAUCCCGGAGAGUUCGUUCAGGAAACCGCCGAAGCCGCAACCCCAGCAGACACACCGGUUGAAUCUGACCGGAGGCGGCGGUCCCCCCCGGAGGAAGACGUCUGGUUACGCGCGGCCACAGUUCGCCGGUCCCAUGGAGUUGGAGACGUUGAUGGAGGAAGGGGCUUCGCCCGGCCCAGGUAGCCGAGAAGGCGACGCGCUGACGGCGGACGACGGCACUCGUGCAUCGCUCUCCAACGGGGACAAAGCUCCGCAUCGUCAUCGACAACAACAACAACAACAACCACCACCACAACAAGGACAAGAACAACUCAACUCGGCCGCCGCCAUGAAAUCCAAUGCCGAGCGUCCGAGCAGCUCGCUCAACCUUUACCUGGCUGCAUGCACGGUGAACAUGGGAGCGCUGGCUGCAGGCUGCGCACUCACGUGGUCGUCACCGACUCUGGUGAAGCUUCUAAACGGCGACAACGGCAUGACAAUCACAAAAGACGAAUCCUCCUGGGUGGGCUCGCUGGUGACGCUAGGCGCAGCCAUCGGACCAAUCCUUGCCGGAGUCCUGCUGGACCGGUUGGGUCGCAAGUCUACGAUUCUUUUGAGCAUGAUACUGUCGGCGAUCUCAUGGAUCAUCAUCGGCGUGGUCCCCGGCCUCAUUUCGCUGUACGUGGCUCGGGUGUUGGCGGGUAUCGCCGUCGGUGUCAUUUUUACCGCCGUGCCAAUGUACAUCGCAGAAAUAGCAGAGAUACGUUUGAGAUCGUCGUUGGGCACACUGAUGCAGUUCUUCUUGGUCGUCGGAUUCUUGCUCGAAUACAUUGUCGGGCCGUACACGUCUUACUUGACGUUGGUCAUCGUGUCCCUGGCGACACCCGUCCUGUGUUUCGGCAUGUUCGUUUGGAUGCCGGACUCUCCACAGUCGCUGUUAAUACGGCCCGGAGGAGAGCAAAAGGCCAUGGAAUCGUUGAGGUGGUUGCGUGGUAACCCACAAGAGACGGCUCUGAUCAAAGAGCUCGAAGAGAUCAAGAAAUCCGUUGACGAUGCGAAGAAAGAAAAAUCUAGUUUUGGUGAACUGUUCGCCAACAGGGGCAACAUCAAGGCGGUGAUCAUAUCCUGCGCCAUGGUAGCGUGGCAGCAGCUCAGCGGCAUCAAUGUGGUGCUGCUGUACAGCGAACAAAUUUUCUUGAAGACCGGCGUCGAACUGUCUGCCAGCGUGUCCACAAUUGCCGUCGGGACGGUGAUGUUGUUCGCUGCCGCUGUGACGCCAUCCUUGGCUAAGAUCACUACGAUGAGAACGUUGCUGUACAUUUCGGCUAUUGGAAUGGCUAUUACCGACGGAACGCUUGGCCUGUUUUUCUACUUACAAGAAUCAAAUCGUGAUGUGAGCUCUAUCGGAUGGUUACCGGUCACAAGUUUGGUGCUUUUCAUCAUCACUUAUUGUCUCGGUUUCGGUCCGCUGCCAUGGGCCAUUAUGGGAGAGAUAUUCCCAGCCAAUCUUAAGUCUGUGGCUUCAGCUUUAACCGCCAGUUUCUGCUGGUUUCUAGGCUUCAUAUUGACGAAGUUAUUUAGUGCGGUGUCUGAUGCCAUCGGCAUACAUUCUGUAUUUUGGAUAUUUUCCGUGUGCUGCAUAUUGGCGCUGUUGUUUACUAAGUUUUUGUUGCCACAAACCGAAGGCAAAACACUUCAAGAAAUCCAGGACAUACUGCACGGUAGAAAUAAGUCCUCGGACCACAAAAUGACCAGAGCAUGAUACAUGAUACAAUUUUGUACAAAAUUGACUGAUUAUUUUUCAUUUGAUUAAAACUUCUCUAAAUUGUCUACACUAUAUUUAUAUUUGUGAAAUAAAAUAUUUCAUAAAUAUAAAUAUAUGUGAAAGACAACAGCCAAUAUAUUAAUUAUCGUUAGUCUUAAAACCAGAUAUUAAGUACACAAUAUAUACGUUAAUACGAUUCAAAAAUCAAUGCUGUAAAUUUUGUACUCAAUAUUUUUAUUUUUUUUUAUAUUAUAUCAUGAAGACUUUAUUUAUACAUUAUUUGUUUAUUAUAAAAAUAUUAUUAAUAUUUAAAAGAAACUUAUCACACACCACUAAUUCCAUCAAACACGAACACUCGUGGUAGGUGCACUUUCAUCAUUAUAGUUUACGAUUUUAUGCGUAAAAUAAGUAUAUAUUUUGGCACACUAUUGAAUAACAUUAUAAAAUGUAUACCAA
Messenger RNA from Myzus persicae (green peach aphid), 2824 nucleotides. Its product is annotated as facilitated trehalose transporter Tret1-2 homolog. Gene Ontology annotation, biological process: transmembrane transport; carbohydrate transport. Gene Ontology annotation, molecular function: sugar transmembrane transporter activity. The record is from RefSeq and is a predicted model, not a curated record. The transcript is spliced from 7 exons. Bases 602 to 2365 code for a protein of 587 amino acids. Gene Ontology annotation, cellular component: membrane. Lineage: Eukaryota; Metazoa; Arthropoda; Insecta; Hemiptera; Aphididae.